AUGUCGCGCUUACGAAUAGGAUAUGUGGGUCCAGAUAAGAAAUGGGAAUCUUUAAAAUGGAACAAAUUCGUCGAAUAUGCGUCAGAAAGGAAUGUUGAUGUUGUCCAUAUAAAUUUAGAUCAAGAUUUUGAUAAACAAGGCAAAUUUGAUAUCAUUAUUCAUAAGGUCACAUACUUAAUGAACUCUCCAUAUCCAGAAGAGAAUCCAAAAAUCAAAAAUUUAUAUGAAUUUUCCAAAAAGCAUCCAGAAGUUCUUUUAAUCGAUGAUUUGCAAAAUGUUGGUAAAACCCUAGAUAGAGAACUUCUUGAUCAGGCCAUCAGAUCAAUUCAAUGGCCUAAUGAUAUAAUAGUCAAAAUUCCGGAAGCAAAAAUGCUUGAAAAGUCUGAUAUUGAAUCAAUUGUAAACUCUUCUAAAGAUCUACAUUUCCUGUUCUAG
This is a messenger RNA of Trichomonas vaginalis G3, 435 nucleotides long. RefSeq names its product inositol tetrakisphosphate 1-kinase protein. NCBI's taxonomy places the organism in Eukaryota, Parabasalia, Trichomonadida, Trichomonadidae. Gene Ontology annotation, biological process: inositol trisphosphate metabolic process. Gene Ontology annotation, molecular function: inositol-1,3,4-trisphosphate 6-kinase activity; inositol-1,3,4-trisphosphate 5-kinase activity; inositol-3,4,5,6-tetrakisphosphate 1-kinase activity. Bases 1 to 435 code for a protein of 144 amino acids. The transcript has a single exon. The record is from RefSeq and is a predicted model, not a curated record. Gene Ontology annotation, cellular component: cytoplasm.